AUGGAUGAAAAAGAUGAACCAGUAAUUUUUGGUGUUUGUCUUGUCGACUUUCAUCAUAAGAGGGGCCCUGAAAUAGAAUUCUGGUAUGGAUUACCUGAGGAUACUCAAAAUGCGGAUUUAUGGCCAAAUCUACCUUUCCAGGCGCUUCCUGAUGGUUCUCACUCUUUUGAAGAGACAUUCACUUACUUCACGUUGCUAUAUGACGAAAAGAAGCAAAGAAGUCCUCCCAACGGUGCCACUGAUUUAUCUGAGGACGGAGUCAAUGAUACCACGACUUUAUUUGCUAUAUCCUGCUCGAGACAGAUAAAGAGCGAUGAAUUGCUUGUUAAGGACAAAGAUAUAACUCGAUCUACUGUGCAGAAGGCAAUUGUGGUCAUCUCAAGACAACCAAUUUUCGGCCAAAUUAAAGACAAACUGAGCAUAGUGACCAAUGCUUUUUUCUUACAGCAUGAUUUUGGAGAUACGAAGAUAGUUCAGUCAUUAUGUGAAAAUUUAAAGUCCAUAUACACGCCUGUAUUGUUGGGCAGGAACGCUGAAAACCGUCUCUAUGUUGGAUUGUGUUUAAGGAAAAUUCUACACGAUUUCAAGAAGAACGUUUUAGUGCUGCUAAAAUCAAUCUUACUUGAACGAAAAAUAAUAGUUUAUGGUAACGAUGUGGAAGUUCUAUGUAAUCUACAAUUUGGAUUGAUUAGCUUAAUUCCGGACUUGAUGUCAAAUUUACAAGAUUCUGGAAGUCCGCAAUUGUUCCAGGAUGUUUCUAAACUAAAGGUGGCUGACUCAUUCAAAUCAAGUAACCGAGAAUCAGUGCUAAGGUUUUUGGGUUUCCCCUUGCCAAUUUUUGAAGAAGGUGGACUAUUCUCACCCUAUACUCCGUUACAGCAGAUGAAUGACAUAAAGUCAAAACGUACUAUGUUUUUUAUGAUCGGAAGUUCUAACACGUUACUUUCCGAACGAAGGGAGGAAUUGUGUCACAUCUUCGUCAAUACCGAUGACUCUACCGUGGAAAUCCUGGAUAAAUCCUUAGCUUCUAUUCUUCAACUAUCAAGCCAUGAUAAAAAAUGGAUCGAUUCAAUAUCGGGGAUUGUGUCAGACACGUGGAAUGAAAAUGAUGAUGAAACGCCAAAGAAUUCUCAGUUUGAAGGAAGUGAAGAUUUUAUUAGAUGGCAAUUUGAAGACUAUUUAACAGGGCUACUUUCAAGUGUUAAACUAAAUGAUUAUUUGGAGUUGCAUAAGGAAAAUGAACAAGCUUUGAAGACUAUACCUGAAGAUAUGCUGAGUUCCAAUCCAAUACACUUAUUCAAUUCGAACUGGGUCCAUAGUUGGAAGGAAACCCAAAAUUUUCAAAUAUUUAAUGCAAGAACAGAUGAUAGGUUAUUUGAUUUGUUUCCUCCAAAGCAUAUUUACAAUGGCGCUGACACAUUGUCUCUAUUACAGCAAAGAUUUUUGUCCACAUUUCAUAAUUUAAAAAGGAGCACCAGUAAUACUUCAAGUGAUAAAAAUGGACAUCAAAGUGAAGAGGAUUCCAAAGACCAGGAAAGCAUCAAAUCGAAAAGGCCUACUGCACAAACCGCUGUAAAUUCCGAGAAGAACACAGAGAAGCCGGCAACUCAUCUAUGGAAUUCAUGGAAGGAAUAUUUUAACAAGUCAAAGAAUGCUACUAAUGGCGACAUCACCGAAUCCACAGAAGAUCUCAAAAAUAGAGGCAAAACAGGAAAUGCCAUAGAGAAAGCAAUGAUUGGCUUAGGUUUACAUUAUACGCCAGAAGGGGAAACAAGCCAAGAGGAGGAACAAGAAGAAAUCGAUGAAGAUGAUGAUGAUGAUGAAGAUGAUAAAGAUGAUGAAGAUGAUAAAGAUGAUGAAGAUGAUGAAGAUGAUGGAGACGAUAAAGAUGAUGAUGAUGAAGAAGAUGAUGAAUCUAAUAAUUCAAGUGAAAGUUAUAAUGGUAGCGAGACACACAAAAGCAUUCAAGGCACUAGUAACGAUGAUGGUGAAAGUAGCGAUGGUGCGGAGGACGACAAUGAUGAUGAAGACAGCUUGGAGGACAAUGGAAGGAGAAUUGAAGAUGAUGAAGCCCAUGGCAGUGAAAACGAAAAAAAAGCCGAAGUACUAUCCAAAGAGAGGAAUUCAAGUGAAAAAAUAGGUGAGAAUAAAGCUGAUAGUGCACAAGACAAUGAAAACAAACAUGUCGAAAGUAAAGAAUUGCAUGUUGAUAAUAUUUAA
Saccharomyces eubayanus is the source of this 2220-nucleotide messenger RNA. RefSeq names its product Avl9p (gene AVL9). Gene Ontology annotation, cellular component: cytoplasm. The record is from RefSeq and is a predicted model, not a curated record. The transcript has a single exon. Bases 1 to 2220 code for a protein of 739 amino acids. NCBI's taxonomy places the organism in Eukaryota, Fungi, Ascomycota, Saccharomycetes, Saccharomycetales, Saccharomycetaceae.